AUGAAUCAGGUAUGCAUGAUUGCUUGUUGUGCAUUAUAUGUAAUAGUCAAAGGAUCAAGGGCUGAUCAAGCAAUCACAAUGGAUCUGUCUUUGAUUGCCUUAGCCUCAAUUACCUUGGUUUCCGUACUCUUUCUUCUGAAGUUUCUCACCAAGAGAAAUCAUGGAUCCAAAAACCUACCGAAAGGGUCUCUUGGCUUGCCUUUGAUCGGAGAGACCAUCAGCUUUUUAAAUGCGCUCAGAAGAGAGCAAGGCGCUGAAUGGAUAAACGAAAGGGUAGCAAAAUACGGGCCGAUAUUCAAAACGUCGAUAGCGCGUACUCCAAUGAUUUUUGUUGCCAAUAUAGCUGGGAACAAGUUCGUGCAUGGUUCUGGCAACGACGUUUUUUCUACCAACCAACCAAAGAAUAUAAGAGCCCUCCACGGAGGAUGCACCAUUUUCGAGCUAUCUGGGUCAAGGUACAUAUUGGUAAAAAAGGCAAUGUUAAGCUUCUUGAGCCCCGAAAAUUUGAAGGACUACGUCAGGCGAAUGGAUGAUUUGGUGACAAUCUCACUACAGAAAGAAACAAACGGGAAAGAUACCAUUAAAGUUGUUGAUUUUAUGAAGAAGCUCACGUUUGAUGUUGCUUGCGACAUUCUUUUUGGCAUCCAGGAUGUGGAAACGAGGGAGGCCUUCUUGGGUGAUUUUCAUCUAGUUUUCGAAGCAUUUGCCGCUUUCCCUGUAGAGUUCCAUGGGUCUUCUUACUCCAAGGGCUUGCAAGCCAAAGCAAGGAUUUCUAAUCGAUUCUUGCCGAUUCUGAGGAAGAGGAAGGAGGAGCUCUCUACGGGUGCUUUGAGUCCAACAAACGACGUAGUGUCGUGUCUACUGGCACUAAGAGAUGAGAAUGGAGAACCCAUUCCGGAAGAAGUGGUUGUGGAUAAUUUUAGAUUCUUAAUAAUCGCAAGCCAUGACACGACGGCUGUUCUUUUGAGUUUGAUGGUGUGGAAGCUAUCUAGAGAUAAGCAGAUAUUCUCUGAAGUUUUGAACGAACACAUGGAUAUAUUAAGAAACAAACCAGUAGUAGCAGAAGAAGAAGAAAAGCUAACAUGGGUUGAUAUACAAAGGAUGAAAUACACAUGGCAAGUUGCCCAAGAAUUGAUGAGGAUGAUACCCCCUAUUAUUUGUAACUUCAGAAAAGCACUUAAAGAUACAAACUUUGGUGGCUAUGAUGUUCCCAAAGGAUGGCAGGUUGUUACCGUACCCCAUGGGACGCACAUGGAAAAGGAUAUCUUCAAUAAUCCUACGGAGUUUGAUCCAUCUCGUUUCGACAAGGCGUCUAAACCAAUCCCACCGUAUGCUUAUAUUCCUUUUGGAGCUGGAACUCAUACUGUAUUGGGAAUGAAUUUGCCAGGAUUGAAACCUUGACUACUAUCCAUAAGCUGGUUACAAAGUUUGAAUGGUCACAAGUGCAUCCUGACGAAACUAUCACCCGUAAAGUUAUGCCGUUUCCAUCAAUGGGUCUUCCGAUCAAGGUCCGGCCAAGGCGGAUUCCGACAUGAAAAGCAAAUUCAAAUGUUGUUCAAGAUCCUAUCUUGUCCGAAUUAUGUUCAUACUGCUAUAUGUACUACGUACCAUGUUUCU
Molecule: messenger RNA, 1617 nt
Organism: Rhododendron vialii
Lineage: Eukaryota; Viridiplantae; Streptophyta; Magnoliopsida; Ericales; Ericaceae
Product: taxadiene 5-alpha hydroxylase-like
Exons: 4
Coding region: 1-1401 (466 amino acids)
Biological process (GO): sterol metabolic process
Molecular function (GO): monooxygenase activity; heme binding; oxidoreductase activity, acting on paired donors, with incorporation or reduction of molecular oxygen
Source: RefSeq, a predicted model, not a curated record